Messenger RNA from Vitis vinifera (wine grape), 1187 nucleotides. RefSeq names its product NAC domain-containing protein 68. Gene Ontology annotation, biological process: regulation of DNA-templated transcription. Gene Ontology annotation, molecular function: DNA binding. NCBI's taxonomy places the organism in Eukaryota, Viridiplantae, Streptophyta, Magnoliopsida, Vitales, Vitaceae. The transcript has 3 exons. The record is from RefSeq and is a predicted model, not a curated record. The coding region runs from base 68 to 961 and encodes 297 amino acids.
CUGAGCCCAACAUAUCUUUUCUUCACUUCAGUAUUCAACAUCAGCAAGGCACACAUACAAUCAAGCAAUGAAGAGGGAGAGAGAUGCAGAGGCGGAGUUGAAUCUUCCCCCCGGAUUCCGGUUCCAUCCCACAGAUGAAGAGCUUGUUGUUCAUUACCUUUGCCGCAAGGCCAGCUACCAGACUCUACCGGUUCCAAUUAUUGUUGAGAUUGACCUUUAUAAAUAUGAUCCUUGGCAGCUUCCUGAGAAGGCGCUGUUCGGAAUCAAGGAAUGGUACUUCUUUACACCUCGGGACAGGAAGUACCCGAAUGGGUCGAGACCUAACAGAGCCGCAGGCAAUGGAUACUGGAAAGCAACUGGCGCUGAUAAACCCGUUAGACCAACGGGAAGCACAAAAGCUGUUGGAAUAAAGAAAGCGCUGGUUUUCUACUCUGGAAAAGCUCCUAAAGGAACCAAGACUGAUUGGAUUAUGCAUGAGUACAGGCUUGCCCAACCAAAUCGUUCAUCUGAUAAAAAGAGCAGUUUAAGGUUGGACGACUGGGUUCUUUGCCGGAUCUACAACAAAAAGAACAAUUGGAGGGAGAAGAUGCAACACCAAAUGAACCAACUAUUACCUCAUGAACCUAUUGAUCCCUUUGAGGUGGCUGAAGACGAUGGGUCAGACAGUCUGAGGACCCCUGAAUCAGAUAUUGACAUUGAGACUCUUUCUUACAAUCACGAUCUACAUGGUGCCCAGGGGCAGGGCUAUUCAUAUCAAGUGCUACAUGAUAACAAUUUGCAAAUUACUGAUACUGACAGCGGUUUCCCCGCACGAGAAUGCUUCAAAGAAGAAGAUGACUACUGGUUAACAAACUUGAAUCUGGAAGAUCUGCAGAAUUCCCUUACAACCUUUGGAACAAUGCCCUUACCAGAUUUCAGUUAUCAGGAUUCUUUUUCAAUGAUCCAUGGUUUACCAUACUAACCAGCUGCUCUUUAAUUACAGUGCUACUAGCAGAAGGCUGAGGGGCCUUUUUUCUUUUUCCCUUUUUUUUUUUUCAUUUGUCCCAACAAGGGGGAGAGAGUAUAACUUCAUUCAAUUAAUUACUUCUCAGGCCACACUUCGUGUAUUCUUUUUGCCCAUCUUCUGAAUUACUCCAAAUACAGCUUGUAAUUGUCUUUUGAUGUAUAUAUAGUGGUAUCUUGUGGUA